AAUGGCGCCAAUGUGUGAACUGGAUUUUAAUAAACAACAAAUCUUUAUGCGCCUAAUAAUGGACGACUAGCACCAAAUGUCUGUUAAUAGCCUAGCCUGCUUUCAAGCUAGGAGAUAUCGAAAACACCAAUUAAGGAAGAAACAAACGGCAAAUUUUAUUUUAAGUUUCUUAAUGUUUUCUUGAGUUGAGGGGUCCCAAACGGAGGAUGCAUAUUCUAUUAUUGGCCUAACCAAGAUUAAAAGAUCAUGAAUGAGAGUGAAGAAUAUCGUUCUAAGCUUCGUACUCCUAAUAAAAGAAAACUAGACAUUGCAUCAUGGGGAAACUCAUCACCACUUGCAGAAUUUGGAGAGUUCUCAAACUUUUUGAAUACUCCUAGCCCUGUAAAGAGGCAGCAGUACUGCACACCUGAUCUGCAAUCUGGCUUUAGCCCCCACAAGUCAGGCUAUUUGUUGCGUACACCAAGUCCCCAUAAGUCAAGUGGCUAUUCUAGUCCCAUAAGAAGUAACAUAAAGAGAGAAUGUAAAGGCACACCAAGCCCCCACAAAGCUGCCUCGGGAGCCGAUCUGUUUGGUAAUCGGUCUCUUCUCGAUAAUCUACCGAUUCCAGAUUGGGAUGAUAAUUUUUUAGAUAAUUUUCAAGAAGGCUUAUUUGGUUUAGGCAGUGAAGACUUGGAGGGACUAAUUAGAAGCCCAGCCAAAAGCCCCAGGCGAAACCAACCGUUUUUAACCAAUAGCCCUUUCAAGAAAUCUUCGCCAAAUGUUAGCCCGUUUAAAAAUCCACUUCUUACGUCGAGUCCAAAGCUACCCGAGGAUAGCCCAAGUGGGUCGCUAGUAAAAACUCCGGGAGUGGUUGGCGGUCGCCCAUUAACUAGACAAAGAAAGCUUUUUCUGCAAAGUCCUGAACGUCAUGUGCCAUCAACAAGUACAAUUAAUUGGCCAACCCCUUUGCCAUUCUCAUCAUUUGAUGAUACCACUUCCUCUAUGCUUAGUGAUAUGGGAAAUGAAACAACUGCUUCCACACAAAGCAUUUCAACAUAUAUGAAACAAAUUGACUGUGAGGCCAAUGAUGAUUAUCCAGUGCUCCCUCCUGUAGGCUGGACAGUCCCAGGCCACUCGGCUAGUGUAAUGUCCUCCGAAAAACUAAACCACAAAGGGAAAGGGAAAAGCCUGAAACACAAGCAAAGUUCCAACACGGGACAUAAUACAUCAUCUUCCUCUGCUGGCAGCUUAAAUACUUCAGGCUCAAAGAAGGUCAAACCUGAGCCUCAGUUCACUUUAUUGAGACCCCAUGCAGAGAUUCACAACAGUCAGAUCUGCCUGAGGAUGGCACCUCGAACACCACCCAACAAAAUUAAGAUUUCAAGAGACUUCUCUCAGAUUCAGACUCUGCCGUCCAAAGAGCGGCUGCGCAUUGUGCGCAACAGGUUCCGCGAGACAUUAAACAGGGCUGUGGAGUUAGUUAUUGAAAAAGAAAAGAAAUUAAAAGAGCAAAAUGUAUGUGAGCCCCCUACUCAAUCUGCUCCUUUAAAUAAACCAAUGAGAACAAUACAGCCUGCCCCACCAUGUACGGCAGCACCUAAGCCCAUGAGAACAAUACAGCCUGCUAUUCUUCCAAAUUUGUUUCCUAAUUUUAAUGUGCAUGGACUUGGAUAUCCUGCUAAAACGCAAAUAUUAAAAAAGAAGAAAAGAUAAACAUUAACUUAAUGUCAAACAUUUGUUUGUAUGUUGAUAUACUUUAUUUAUUAUUAUUCUAAAAGUAAGAGCAAUAGAUAAUAUACAGGGAAAAAAAAAUAUUGCCCUACAUAUUAAAUUGCUUUUAAUUUGAUCAGCCCAUAUUUUUAGAAUAGUUCAUUUGCCCCAGGCAACUUAAAUUUGUCAUAGGUGGGUUAAUUUGUAAAAUUUCCUAAAAGUAUGCUUUGUUUAAUCACGACUUUUAACUGUUAAACCAUUUUUUUAUUUAAUGGUAAUUUUUCUAAAAUAAUUUUGUAAGCUAGCUUCUCUUUUUAUCCAAACAUUUUGUGGCAUUUUUUUUUUUAAACCCAAUCCUACAUGUAGAUCAAGUUCCUUCAAUUAAUGAACCAUCAUACACAAUAUAUAAAAAAAGAAGCUCCACAAACUUAAUUUUCAAUAGCCAAAGACUAAAUCCAUUCUUUGAACACUUUGAUGCGCUACCACUAUUUAUACAUCAGUUUUGUAUCCCAAUACAAUUUAUUUAUUCUCUUAAUUAUUUUUUUUUUAUUCAAACUUGUGAUUUGUGUACAGUUUGCCCUUGUAAGUUAGUUGGAUAGUUUGACUAUUUCUGACAAUCAUCCCUGCUGUGAAAUGUGACAUUUCAGUAACUAUUUUUAUUGGGCCAUUACUGUAGUAGUAUCACUAUUAGUUGUACCUGGCAAGACAAACUGGACUUACAGGAUUUAAGCCUACAAGGUUAGAUAGAAUUUAAAAUAGUAGUUAACUUUUAUGUGCAUAAGGGUGAAGUUUUGCUUUUAUUUAUACGUUUAAAUAGGGUCAACUUCUUUGUUGUUUUGAAAUUCACAUUUCUCGGUGCCUUGACGAUUUGUUUAUAAAAAGGACAGGAAUAUGUUACAAUAUAAAAGAAUAUCUCAUCUUUUGUAUAAAAUACAUGUUGAUUUUUAGAUGCUGUAGAGUUUUUAGGAGCCGUUCAAGCGGAAGAGUUGGAACUAAGGACUUCUUUGUUCCUAUUAGGAAGUAAAUUAUUAUUGUCAAUGUGUUAAAAUUGUGGAUUUUUGUUUCUUUCUGUGUGUUUUUUUUUUUUUUCUGUAACUUUAUUAUAAAUUAAAUAGUCCUGGUGCAAAAUGUAUGUAACAAUUAGACCUUUUUUUUUUUCCUUUAGUUCUGCACAUCUGUUGUGCACUGUUAGUGUUACAAAAAAAAAAAAAUUAUUAUUGCCAUGCUUAAUAUCACACUCAUAUUUUUAUUUCUUUUAAAUGAAAAUGCUUAGCACAUGCCAGUUGAUUUUUUUUUCUUUGCAGACAACUUUUCACUAGAUGGAAAGAUUUUGAAUAAUUAUAAAUGUAAUCAAAUUGUUUUGUAAAUAACUAAUCAUAUUUUAUAGAUCUAAUAAACAAAAACACACAUUUUCUUGAUAUUUUAACUUUUUUUUUUUGUACCAGUAUUUAUUAAAGUGCUGAAAUAUGAGAAUAUAGCUUGACUGUUAAUUAUUAUCAUCCAUAUAGAUAAAAGAAAUGUUUUCUGCCUUUGUUAAACCUAACAUGACUCUCUAGAGGUAUGAUUAAUUUUUAUUUUACCAUUGGUCAUACAAGUGUUCAAAAUAAUUAUUGUUAAAAGAAAGAUUAAAACUGCAGACCAUGAA
Biomphalaria glabrata is the source of this 3334-nucleotide messenger RNA. RefSeq lists its product as uncharacterized. The transcript is spliced from 3 exons. NCBI's taxonomy places the organism in Eukaryota, Metazoa, Mollusca, Gastropoda, Planorbidae. The record is from RefSeq and is a predicted model, not a curated record. The coding region runs from base 247 to 1692 and encodes 481 amino acids.